AUGGCCAGUGUCCGCGAGCGCUACGCGCAGCUGCACGACGUGGUCGGGUCACUCUCGGAGAAGAUCACGGCGGUGCUGGUCCGCCAAGAGAAGGAUUUCCUCGCCGCGUACCGCGCCCACAUGUACAACGUCCAGAAGGAACUCCACGACACGAAGGAGAAGGUCACGCGCAACGAGACAAUUGAAAACAAGUCGGAGAAGAUCAAGCUCCUCGAGGAAGAGCGCGACUGGUAUCGGAAAGAGGCGCUGCGCCUCGAUGCGUUUACGACCACCAUGAAGAAGGACCUCAAGCACAUGAAAGAGAAGCUCGAGUCCAUUGAAGAGGACCGCGACUGGCUCGAGAAGCAGCUGAAGGCGUCCAAAAAGCAAAACAAACUCCUUCGCGCCGAGCUCGAGAUCCGCCUCGCCAAUUUAUCGACGCAACACAGUGACACUACUGCGCUCUUUGAACGUCCGUCGUCCCCCGCCGACGACGGGCGCACCGCGAGCGACAUGCAGCUACCGCUCGCUGUCGUCGAGCGCGAAGAGAGUUUUCGAAAGCAGAUUCGCCAGCUCAAGCGCGAGCUUCAACACUCCAAGCGCGACGUCAACCGCCUUCGGUCCGACAACAGCAAGCACGAUGCCAACCAACUCGAAGCCUUCUUCCUCUUGAGCAUCGAAGCGGUCAAGCGCGACGUGGUGCGGCGCAAGACCCAGGGCCACCAUGACCCGGAGCUCAAAGAUUUCACGUCAGCCGACCGCAUCCGCGUCAUUGAGCGCCUCCUCGCCCACGACGAAGUGCUCUCGAUUCUCUACGACAAUCUGUUUCCAGAGCACAAGCCCGAGAUCGACGAGGGCAAGCAGCGCGAAGCGCGAACACCGCCGGUAGGCAGCGCCGUGGCGGCCGUGCGGGAUGGCGGCGGGUUGCCGCUUGACGAGGCCACCUUGUCGUACCUCAAGCUCAAAAACAACAACGAGCUCGGGCGCAGAAUGGACGAUGAUAGCAUCAACCAGCUCUUGCAACAAACACAACGCUGUUCGUUUGACUGUCAAUCGCUCUUCAAUGCACGCGUGGCCGCCAUGGAGGCGCGCAACCACGCAACGACGACGACGAACGUCGCUCUCAAGCCCCCGCAAAGUAGUUUGAUCGCUGCCCCCGACUUUCGCACCCGGUUCCGUACGCCGACGCAGUACGACCUCAAGGUCGAGUCGGCCAAGAAGAACAUCACGUCGACCGAGCUCUAUCGACCACCGAGUCUGCAUACGUUCCGGGACGAGAACGCAGACGUCAACGUUGGCGAGCGCGAGUUUACGGCCAAGUUUGCGCUGCCCGACAACCAAGACAUGCGGCGACACAUUGCGGCGGACCAAGAGGGAUUUCUCACGGGCGCCUCGAUCAAGGCCGUCGUGUGCGACCGCUCGUUGCCACGCGGCCAAAACGAAUUCCGGCUGCAGCUGCCGCACACCAACAGCAAGACGGGCAACCUCAAUUUACGACUGCACGUGACGCUGGACCAGGCAGGCAUGUUUUCGGGGCGGUCGCAGCACGCGUACCGGUCCGAAGGGCCCGUGGACCCGCGCUUUGUGCUCGAGUUUUCGCCGUCCGGUGUCGGCCAAGGCUGCGUCGACAUUGGAACCCACCAACGACCCGGCAAAAAUGCCUAG
Saprolegnia parasitica CBS 223.65 is the source of this 1644-nucleotide messenger RNA. RefSeq lists its product as hypothetical. The record is from RefSeq and is a predicted model, not a curated record. The coding region runs from base 1 to 1644 and encodes 547 amino acids. NCBI's taxonomy places the organism in Eukaryota, Oomycota, Saprolegniomycetes, Saprolegniales, Saprolegniaceae. The transcript has 11 exons.